UCCCCCAUUUUCCCCAUCGCUCCAGCUCCUUCCACAAGUUCCACUGCAAUUCUGCAAACGAACCAGCUCAAAUCGAAGCUCGAAACAGGGAGAGCCAGAGAAGCGCGCGUCCGCGACGGCGAGUACGCAGGCAUGGACUUCCACGCGCUCCCCCGCCGCGACCUGCAGGCGCUGUGCAAGCGCAACGGCGUCCGCGCCAACAUGACCAACGCCGCCAUGGCCGAUGCCCUCGCCAAGCUCGCCACGGUUGAUGGGAUCGAGGAGUUCGUCAAGCAGGCAGUCGCCCUGCCACCGGCGCCGGCGACCAAGCCGGCGGUUAAGGCGGUGGCGGAGGAGGAUCCGCGCGAGAAGAAGGGGAGCCCGCUCCCGCGCGGCCGCCGCGUCACGGUCAGCUCGCCGGAGGUGGUCAACCUGGACGACAGCGACGAGGAGGCUCCGGGGCAGAGUAAGGACGCCCCUCUCCCCCGUGGCCGCCGCGGCACGGUCAGGUCGUCGAAGCUCAUCAGGCCGGACGACGGCGAGGAGGAGGGCAAGGAGGACGAAAAUCGGGGCGAGAACGCGCCUGUGCAUGGCGAGGGGCGGCGCGGUGCCAGCAGGCGCGCCCGGGCCGAGCCCGUGGUCGCUCCAACUACGAGGAGAAGGGCCGCUCCCACUAGUAAGAUCGAGACAGGUGAUGUGGCUGUGGAAGCGCCACCGGCUCCGACCACUCGCCGGAGGCCGCAGACUAGUACGGAGGCUGCACCGGCACCAACCACUCGCCGGAGGGCCCAGAGUACUGUAGCAGCAUCUGCAGAGGAGAAGGUGCCGAGGGGUAGACGGACGACGAGGAGAGCAGCGGCGAAGAAGCCCGAUAUGCUGGAGGAAGAAACCAGAGAACCUCUUGCGCCUGAGCAAAAUAGCGCACACGAGGAGCCAGUGCAGGAAGAGCAAGGAAUUGAAGUGGAGGUGCCUGCAGAAACUGUCGAGGCAGUAGCUCAGGAAUGCUUGCCUGACCCUGAUGCAGUAGUUGAAGAGAAGCCGGUGCAGGAAGAGGAAGGGAUAGAAGUGGAAGCACCUGCAGAAACUGUCGAGGCAGUAGCUCAGGAAUGCUCACCUGAUGCAGUUGUAGAAGAUGAGCAGGCAGCUGUCGAAGCUGAACAGACUAUCAGCCAGGAUGAUUCGCCCAUUUUUGGCAUCGUGACUGGGACAAUUGUUGGAGCGAGUGAGGAAGCCCCUGUGUGCAACAGUGAGUGUCCCAAGAACAUGGCGACUGAAGAGAGUUCCGACACAGUUAGUGAAGAGAAGGAAGCCGUGCCUGCUGAUGAGGUGCCGCUGGUUACGGUGACAUGCGGCGAAGCAACUAGGGAUGCUGAAUUGCCCACCAAUAUUGGCAAUGCCAAAGAAGAGGAUGAUGAUGAAAUGGAGGCUGCGCAUGAGGCUGGUUUUGCGGUUGAAGUGGACGGAUCUGAGACUGUUGAUGAGCUGAUUGGUACACUGACAGAGCAUGCUGACAAUGCCAUUCAGCUUAAUUUCUCAGCAGAGCUCAGUUGUGCUGAUGAAGAGGCGGGAGUAUUUGCCACCGAUGAUCUGCAGCAGAGCUCAGCGACUGUGAAGACUAUGGUGGCAGACAGCGAGGCCAACGAGGAAGAGGAUGCACUGGAAGCAGAAAAUGAGGUCGGUUUUGCGGUUGAGGAGAAGGAAGUUAGGACAGGCGAUGAGCCGCAUGAAACACUGUCAAAUGAUGCUGACGGUGCCAUUCAGCUUGGGGAGGAUGCACUGGAAGCAGCAAAUGAGGCCGGUUGUGCAGUUGAGGAGAAGGGAGUUGAGACAGUUGACGAGCCACAUGAUACAGAGACAAAUGCUGCUGAAAAUGCUCAAGAGGAGGGAGUUGUGGCCAGUGAGGAUCUGCUGCAGAUUUCAGAGACCGAGCAAGAUGAAUUCAACUCGGAUAUUUGCCAUGCCGUUGAACACAAUGAAAGGGACAAUGUAGAAAGUGUGUCAUCAGAGAGGGAGGAUGUCAGUAUGGAGAAUGCGUUCACCGGUGACCUCACACUGAAGUUCGACGGUCCUGGAGACUUGGGUGAUCGCAAUACCUCUCUUUUGGAAGAGGGAGCUCGGACCUUGCCACUAUCUACUGAAACGCCCAACAAUGUCACUGAUGCGGUGGUCACAGCUGCCGAGGAAAUGGUGUCUGAAACCAUGGGUGUCAGUAAUAAGAAGAGUACUGAACUAGCUGCAAUGGAAGACGGCAACGAAGUGAAGGUUGUGGAGAAGCAGAAGGAGGAUCCUGUGGAACUAGUUAAACUUAGCCUAAGGACUCUUAGAGCCAAGCUCAAGGAGCAGCUGACUAAGCACAAGCGUAAGGAAGCAAAAAGGGUGGCCUUGGGCAGGUUGGACGAGAAUGUUUGUUGAUUCAACACAACUGGACAGCAUCCUGCAACAAGCCAACCACCACCCUGGAAGAUAGAAAGUGUGAUCAACGUCUUUGUUGCAAGAACAUAUCAUGGGGUUUGCGUUGCUGUUUGUUUUGUGAGGUUGGUGAUAGUUUGGUGUGGGUUUUGGUCACGCAAUGGCCACGUAAAUCGACGAGAUGCGUGUGUUGUGAAACCAUGGUUUCUGCAACCUCCGCUCGAAUAAUUUAUUUAUGUUUCUUCUUCUAUUUAUGUACGAUUCGACUGUAUUUUAAAGUCUGAUCGUAGUAAGCUCAUCACUUCAUCAGCUGCGUGUGUGCCUGUUUGUAAGUGUGUAUUUUCAAAGUUAUUUGCAGUUGCUCAAUCUGUUAGAUUUCUAAUGGCAAACUAGUUGAGACUAGUGUCCUUUCAAACAUA
This is a messenger RNA of Oryza sativa Japonica Group (Japanese rice), 2807 nucleotides long. RefSeq lists its product as uncharacterized. NCBI's taxonomy places the organism in Eukaryota, Viridiplantae, Streptophyta, Magnoliopsida, Poales, Poaceae. The record is from RefSeq and is a predicted model, not a curated record.